AAAGAAAAUUGAAGUCGGAAAAUUGGAAGUUUGGGCAGAAACCCACAUCAUUGCUACUCCGAUUUGAUCCCAACCCAUCAAUACUACCAAAAACAAAACUCAGUUUUCCGUUUUCCCCCUUUCCCUCAGACAAAAAGUUUCCAAAUUCAACAUUCUAACAUUCAUAGCACAAACUUUUCUUGUUUCUUACUCUCAAAGGUAAUGCUGUCACUGAACCACAAUUGAUUUUCAUUACCCAAAGAAAUGCGGAGGGUAUUUGGGAAGAUUGCUGGGUUGUUCAGCAAUCGAACUGCGGCUGGAGUAGAUAAAACUGGGAACAAAUACUUCACCAAACACGAAGAAAUUGAUGGUAUCAUGAAAGAGAAGAGAUGGGUGGUGUUUAAGGGAGAGCAAGAUCCUACCUCCAUUCCAGUUGAAUGGAUAUGUUGGCUGAACGGGCAGCGUAAAAGGGCUCCAACUACAGAGGAACAGAUAGAAUUGGAUGCAAGACGUGAACAAGUUAGACAGAAUGUUGCACUUCUCAAGAAAGAAGAAGAAGAAAGGAAUGCCAAAGAAGGAAGUAGAGUCAGACGUGUCGUCGGCACUGAAAACGUUGGUGGUCCGGACUUGAAAAGUUUUAUACGGCAGUUACAGGCUCCUUCCGAAGGUAACGAGGUUGAAGAAUCACCUGGCACAAAGAAUGACUCGAGGAGUUCUCAAGAUAGCACAACUAAGAAUGCAAAAGAUGAGCUUGAAUCUUCAGAGCCAACUGGAUCGGGUGCAAGUUAUAGACCUGGAACAUGGCAACCUCCAUUUUGAAAUUUCAUCAAUCAUCACAAUUAAGGGAGGAGCUUGCUGACAAAACAUUUGUUAAUCUUGCUUCAUGCUCUGUUUCGAAACGUCAUGCAUGAUGUUUUAUUUAUUCCUCAAGAAUUUUGAUAUAGUUUACGUGUGUUCGAAAACGACCACAGCGCGAUAUGCAUUUGCAGUGUAUGUUGUCCUGCUGAGUAAUGUAGUCCUUUCUAAAUAAUCUCAUACUUAGUUUUGAUGCAUUGUGAUGUUUCAAAUCUAAAGACAUGAUGUGAAAUUCUGAUUGUAAAUGUACUUUAGGGUGACCUUGUAAGCAAGGACCAUUGCCUGAGUUUGAACUGUAAAUGAAGAAUUUGAAUCAAAAUUACUGUCCUACCUUUUUGUAUUUGUCUAUGAAAAUAUAGAUUUGGUAUUGAAA
Molecule: messenger RNA, 1207 nt
Organism: Vicia villosa (hairy vetch)
Lineage: Eukaryota; Viridiplantae; Streptophyta; Magnoliopsida; Fabales; Fabaceae
Exons: 9
Coding region: 244-798 (184 amino acids)
Biological process (GO): response to oxidative stress; mitochondrial respiratory chain complex I assembly
Cellular component (GO): membrane
Source: RefSeq, a predicted model, not a curated record